CUUUAAUUUCACAUCUUUGAUCUCUCUCUUUCUAAUCAACCAUGUCUUUAAUUUAAUCAUACACACUAUAAAAUGCGCAAAGCUAGUCCGUCUCAUCACAGACCACAAUUUUCUUAUUCUUUUCCUUUUAUGUCAUAGCUUUUCUUUUUCCUGUCUCCUUCCUACCCGUACUAUUUCUCCUUCUCAAAUCCAAGCAUGGCAGCUACUUUUCUCAAAUAUCUACUCAUUUUUGCUACCCUCUCCUCCACCCUUGCUUAUGAUCCUGACCCGCUUCAAGAUACCUGCGUCGCAGAUAAAUCUUCAGUUGCGAAAUUAAAUGGGUUUCCGUGCAAACCAGAGGCUAAUAUUACAGAGACAGAUUUUUCGUUUGAUGGUUUAGCUAAUGCUGGAGUUGUGAAUAAUUCAGUAGGAUCAUUAGUGACGGGAGCUAAUGUUGAGAAGAUUCCAGGCCUGAACACUCUAGGAAUAUCUCUGUCCCGCAUUGACUAUGCUCCUGAGGGGCUUAACCCGCCGCACAUACACCCACGCGCCACCGAAAUGAUAUUUGUUCUAGAGGGUGAAUUGGAGGUAGGAUUUGUCACCACUGCUAACAAGUUGAUAUCAAAAAUUGUGAAGAAAGGUGAAGUUUUUGUCUUUCCCAGAGGUUUGGUUCACUUCCAGAGGAACAAUGGUGAGGAGGCAGCUUCUGUAAUUUCAGCAUUCAAUAGUCAAUUGCCUGGAACCCAGUCCAUUGGGGCGACACUUUUUGCUGCAUCUCCACCAGUCCCCACCAAUAUCUUGACUAAAUCUUUUCAAGUUGGCACCAAGGAGAUUGAGAAGAUUAAAUCCAGGCUUGCCCCCAAUAAGUCUUGAUUUUCUUCCUUCCUUUUUUCCAAAUUUUUCUUACCCGAAUAAUACCAUCGAACUAAUGUGAGGGAUAUGGAUAAUUAAUUAUCUUAUGUAUAUAUAUUCUCUUAUCAUUGCAAUAAUGGAACUGAAUAUAUACAUAAUUAAUGAUAUAUUUGUAAUUAUAUUUUUCUCUUGUAAUUUGAUUUUAUCCAUGAAAGUGUUGAGUGGA
Molecule: messenger RNA, 1057 nt
Organism: Jatropha curcas
Lineage: Eukaryota; Viridiplantae; Streptophyta; Magnoliopsida; Malpighiales; Euphorbiaceae
Gene: GLP10
Product: germin-like protein 10
Molecular function (GO): manganese ion binding
Source: RefSeq, a predicted model, not a curated record